AAGCUAACGCGCCAGUUAACAACAAAAUGAAAUUCUUCGCGCUGUGCUCCGUGCUGUCCGUGCUGCUGCUGGCUGGCAGCGUGCGCUGCUUGCCACAGACCCGUGAGGGCGCCGCCUACUCGAACGAGGCCAUCCGGCAGGCGCAGCAGACGCUGCUCAUACCCAAGGAUGCGCAGAUUCAGAACGUGCAGGAGGGCAUCGAGCUGGGCGCCUAUGAGCAGAUACCCGGCAACCAGCGCAUCAAUCUCUUCGACAUACUCGGCGACACGGUGCCAUCGGAGGUGAUAAACAAUCUGCAGACGCAGGUCGACCAAAUUGGACGAAAUUAAUGGACAUCGUACAAGUCAUGCGAUUUGGACAUUUGCAUUUUGUUAAGU
Drosophila hydei is the source of this 377-nucleotide messenger RNA. RefSeq lists its product as uncharacterized. NCBI's taxonomy places the organism in Eukaryota, Metazoa, Arthropoda, Insecta, Diptera, Drosophilidae. Bases 27 to 329 code for a protein of 100 amino acids. The transcript is spliced from 2 exons. The record is from RefSeq and is a predicted model, not a curated record.